GGAAUAGAAGCAAAAAUAGGAUUCACUUUAUCGUCUUAAUUCAAAUGGCUGCAGCUUCUCUUCUAUCUCUCUCUCUUCCCAAACCAACCAUACUCAUUCCAAAAUCAACCGCUUCCACCAUAACCACCCCUUCCGUUACCACAUUUACAGAGACGCUUGAUCAGAAAUUCGGCCGCAAAGGCAUCAAAUUCUCAGAGUUCGACGGAACUCAGAUCGCAGAACUGACAGUCAGAAAUGGCAGUUCGUUGAAGCUUCAAUUGAACAAUGCUCAUGUCACUUCUUACAAGCCUAAAGUAAACUGGAAAGAUAAUGAUGGAUUCGAAGAGGUUUUAUAUACUACUUCUGCUGCAAAAGGCGGAAUCGGUUUAGUGAUUAAUACAGCUGGUGAUGCUUCGAAAUCUAAAAGUGUUGAUUUAUCGGAAUGGAUCGUUAAGGAUGCUGAUUCCGACUCCAUUGAUGCUCUUCAGAUGGAGUUGAGUUGUACCACAAGUGGAACUCUUGACAUAACCUAUGUUAUCUCCCUCUAUGCCCUAAGCAUGGCAACCGCAGUUAUAAUAAAAAAUAAUGGCCGAAAACCAGUUGACCUAAAAACCGCUAUACUUAGCCAUCUAAAGUCUAAAAAUAGAGGAGGAACUGCCAUUCAAGGCCUCCAAGGUUGCAAAUAUUGCACGCAGCCUCCUUUAACUUCUCAGUUUGAGAUUCUCUCUCCAUCCGAAGCAGUAAAACCAGAAGAUCCAGCCUGGUUUUCCCUUGGGUGGGAGCCUGAGAAGAAAGGAGGAAUUUGGAGCGUGCAAGAUUUGCCACUCACAAUUUUGAAACAUAAAGUUAGUAGAGUUUAUGGAGCUCCACUUGAGGAGAGAUUAAAAGAGUUCUACAACACUCCUCCAUCAAAAUACGAGACCAUUGAUCAGGGAAGAGAAUUGUUCUUCAGGGUGGUAAGAAUGGGGUUUGAAGAAAUUUACGUAUCAAGUCCGGGAUCAUUAUCAGAGAAAUAUGGAGAGGAGUAUUUUAUUUGUACAGGUCCUGCAACGAUGUUGGCUCCAAUCACCAUUGAACCGGGUGAAGAGUGGAGAGGGGCGCAAGUGAUCGAACAUGAUAAUUUUGUUUCCGCUGCGUGUACCCUGUCUCAAUUCCUAACACUCUCUACAUGGAGAAUUGACCAACAUGAUUGCUGUAAAUGGAGUGGAAUCACAUGCAACAACAAAACAGGUCAUGUCACAGGGCUUCAUAUUGACUCCUAUGGUCUUGUAGGUGAGAUAAGCCAUUCAUUGCUUAAUUUAACCUACUUGAAUCAUCUUGAUCUUUUUGGAAAUUAUUUUCAUGGAAUCAUUCCCACCUUCAUUGGUUCUUUAACUCGAUUAAGGUACCUUGACAUUCGCUAUAACUCUCUUUAUGGAACCAUUCCUCAGGAGUUUGGAAACCUCACCAAUUUGCGGGUGCUUUACCUUGGAUCCAUUGGAAGGUAUGGAGUUGAAAACAUAGAGUGGUUGUCUCAUCUCUAUCGUUUGGAGGAACUUCAAAUGGAUGGGAUUUCCCUAGCCAAACAAAAUCAUUGGGUAGAUGUAAUUCUAAGUCUUAGGAAACUCUCAUAUUUAAGUUUAGAUGGAUGUGAGCUCUCACAUGUUGUGUAUCCAUAUUCUUCUUCAUUUUUCAACUCUUCUUCAUCUAUUGAAUCCCUUUAUCUUGGAAACAACAAUCUCACCUCAUCCAUGUAUCGUUGGUUGUUCCCAUUAACCACCAAUAAGCUUCGUGUUCUUGAUCUCUCUAGCAACAUGUUAGAUGGGAUACCCAAAUAUCUUGGUAUUAAUCUCUGUAGAUUGGAAGCUUUGAGUCUCGACAACAACUCUUUAGUGGUUGAAUUUCCUGAUUUUCUCAACAACUUGUCUGGAUGCGCAUCACUUUCAUUAAAAAUGUUGUAUGCUCCAAGAAACCAAUUUACAGGGUCAUUAUCCAGUGAGAUCCAAAAGUUUUCAUCCAUAACAUCUUUGGACCUAUCUAAUAAUCAUUUAAAUGGAAGCAUAAGUGAGAAACUGUGGGAACUACCUAGGCUUCAAACUCUUGACUUGUCUUUUAAUAAUCUUAGAGUUCCUUCCACAUAUCACUUUUCAAACCUUUCUUAUGUAAAGUAUAUUGAUCUGACCUCUUGCAAGCUGCUAGGGUCUCGCUUCCCCAAAUGGAUUCAGACAUUCAAGAAUCUUACCUUUCUUGAUCUUUCCAAUACUGGAAUUUCAGACACAAUUCCUCUGGAGUUUUGGGACAUGUGGCCUUCUCAAUUACAACAUCUGAAUCUCUCCUCCAACAAUAUUAGCGGGAAAGUACCAGAUUUAUCAUCAAAUUUUGCCCAGAGUUCAGUGAUAGAUUUGAGUUCCAACAGAUUUUAUGGUCCAAUACCAAAUGUUCCUUCUACUUUAUCAACAUUAAACCUUUCCAGAAACAAAUUCUCUGGAGGGAUCUCCUUUAUAUGCCAAAUUGUUGAUGGGUUCUUAUCAUUUCUUGACCUCUCUCAUAACUCAUUAAUCGGACGACUCCCUAACUGUUUGUGGAAUUUCAAACACCUAAGAGUUCUUAAUCUCGGACACAACAAUCUCUUUGGAAGCCUUCCUCCCUCUAUUGGAUCUUUGAUACAACUCAAGAUGUUUGGCAAGGACAAGAACGCGAAUUAUUUAGCACUCUGA
This is a messenger RNA of Lactuca virosa, 2675 nucleotides long. Lineage: Eukaryota; Viridiplantae; Streptophyta; Magnoliopsida; Asterales; Asteraceae. The record is from the annotation of a GenBank genome assembly.